Molecule: messenger RNA, 2077 nt
Organism: Hyposmocoma kahamanoa
Lineage: Eukaryota; Metazoa; Arthropoda; Insecta; Lepidoptera; Cosmopterigidae
Gene: l(2)37Cd
Product: general transcription factor 3C polypeptide 5
Exons: 8
Coding region: 259-1629 (456 amino acids)
Biological process (GO): transcription initiation at RNA polymerase III promoter
Cellular component (GO): transcription factor TFIIIC complex
Source: RefSeq, a predicted model, not a curated record
CACAUAAUUCACCUUGUUCUCUUUGCAGUUUGCCCAAUUACAUCACAAAUUAGAAAAUAGAAAGAUAUCUUUGCUUAGCAUAAAGCAGAAUACUCGAUACGUACUGGAGAAGUCCAAAAAGGGUUCCGCCAAUAAGCUAAAUAAGAAAGAUAUGGUGUUUUGUUUGUUUCCAUUUAUUUAAAACUCACUAUAAAACGAUUUAUUAAAAGGAGACUAUUCAUAUAAUAAAACAUAUAAUCACGCUAAUAAGGUCUGUAGAUGGGGGAAAUUGAUUUAAAUCGUGAUUUGGUGUGUGUAUUAUUUCCCGGCAUUGUUAACAAUGACGAAAAAGCUUUGCAGUGUCUGGGUGGUAUUAAAAAUAUAUCUCAGGUGUAUUCACAGCCAAAGAAAAAGCGCCUUGGCUUAUCAUAUCAACCAGAGAACCCUUAUGUGAAGAGGAUAUUUGCUGACACUCAAACAGCUGCUGGUGUGCUGCUGAAGGUCAGAGUCAAAAAGAAGAAAGUGGGCAGUGAUGUGCAAAGAGAAAUCAUUUCUACAUCCAUCUUCGGCAGGGUGAAGAAAAUCUAUAGAUUUGAAUCAAUGUGUGACUUUCAGUACAUGCCUGUACACAGAGAAGGCAAAGGCUCAGUCCAAUGCCUUUUAGAUAAAAUCUUACCGAGUGGCAGAGACUCCAUUGACGUUAUGUCAACUCCAUGUCCUCUACUUAUAGUCCCAAAUAGCUUCACUAGAUCGGAUAAACCUAUCUCGUAUGCGUAUACGGACAAACGUUACGGUGAGAAGAGAACUGAACUGGAUGAUGAAGGUACCAUCCAUCGCAGACUUCGUGUUGAGCGUGGACGACCACUGACACGACAUGAAUUCAAUUUAAUCGACGACCUGCCCACUGAACCUCAUGAGUACUUCCUGAAGCAGAAAGCAGUAAGGCUGUCUGUUUACUCUGCAUUAGAAGAAGAGUUUCAAAUUGUUAAAAAACUCUUUGAAGAAAGACCGAUUUGGUCGCAGAACCAAAUAAGAUAUCAAACGAAAAUCAAACUAUCCUCGGUCAAGGUAAUCCUGCCCUGUCUUUCAAUUUACAUGAGGAAUGGACCAUGGCGCAUGAUGUGGAUCCGAUUUGGUUAUGAUCCUCGAAAAGAGCCUGGUGCGAGGUUCUAUCAAACUUUGGACUUCAGGUUGAGGCAUCAAGCGGGUGUGCAUUCGAUGGUGAUGACGCGCGACCGAAUAAUGCACUACAAGAAGUCUGAUCGUGUAAAACAUAAUCCAAAACAACACCUAGGUGAAGCUCUUUUGGGAGAUGAUAUUAACGAAGGUGCUGUGUAUUUCCGACCCGGGAUGGCGCCUACACAGCGACAGAUCUAUUAUCAGUAUUGCGACAUAAAGCUGCCAGAAGUAGAAGAGAUGCUAGCUAUCGAGCCGCCACCUGGCUACCUGUGCCAUCAUAAGCGCGGCUGGUUAUCACCAAACACAGAUGAAAUUUGUCGCGACCAUAUCUUCCGAUAUGUCAAGUUGACUUUGCUUGCUACGCAGAAUACUGAUCUUAAGUUUGAACAAGGCGAGAGUAGCGAAGAAGGAUCCAACUCAGACGACGACGCCUCAACUUCAUCAGACGGUGCUUCUAAUUCUAAUACAUAGAUUUCAAUAAGCCUUGCAUUGCGUUUAUUAACAUUAACUGUUGAAAAGUUACGUUGACAAGUUUGCAAAAUUGAUAUUACCUAAUUAUAUACACCCAUAUCGUGUUGUGAAAGGAAUUCAGGCUAAUGUUAUUACCUUUUAUAUUUAAUGUUAAUUUUUAAAUUCUGCGACGUCUAGACAUAAUAUAAGUUGAAUAUAUUAAAAAAGUAACUCUUGAGCCCAAUAUAGAUAAUAUUCUGGACUCCUAUCAACAAACAGUAGUAUUGUUUGUACUAUUGUAAGAAUAGGGGUAAAGUGUUUAAUUGCUGUUCUAACAUUCCACUUUGUAGUGAAAUAAAAUCCUUUGUGUUGGACUAGUGCCAUUAAUAUUUAUAGGUGGGUAUAUUGUAAAAAGAUUCAGAUUAAUAUUAUAUAAGAAUAAUAGAAUAUAAGCUUUAUUGCACACAAA